Dermochelys coriacea (leatherback sea turtle) is the source of this 1343-nucleotide messenger RNA. RefSeq names its product aquaporin-5-like. Gene Ontology annotation, cellular component: apical plasma membrane; plasma membrane. The record is from RefSeq and is a predicted model, not a curated record. Gene Ontology annotation, biological process: transmembrane transport. Gene Ontology annotation, molecular function: water channel activity. The coding region runs from base 59 to 883 and encodes 274 amino acids. The transcript is spliced from 5 exons. NCBI's taxonomy places the organism in Eukaryota, Metazoa, Chordata, Testudines, Dermochelyidae.
CCCAGACAGAAGAAGCCUGACACUCCUUUCUCUCCGAUUACCCCCUCCCAAUCCCACCAUGUAUAAGGAAAUUUGCACCAUGGCUUUUCUCCGGGCCAUCAUGGCCGAGUUUCUAGCCACCAUGAUCUUCGUCUUCUUCGGCCUCGGCUCAGCCCUGAAGUGGCCUUCAGCCCUGCCAAGCAUCGUGCAGAUCUCCCUGGCUUUCGGCCUGGCCAUCGGUACCUUGGUCCAGAUGUUUGGUCACGUCAGCGGUGCGCACAUCAACCCAGCGGUGACCAUCGCGUUCUUGGUGGGGAACCACAUCUCCUUCCUUCGGACGGUGUUCUACAUGGUGGCCCAGCUGGUGGGGGCCAUUGCUGGGGCAGGUAUCCUUUACCUGGUGACCCCAAUCAACACCCGUGGAAACCUGGCCAUCAACGCGCUGAACAACAAUACAUCCCCAGGCCAGGCGCUGGUGGUCGAGAUCAUCCUCACCUUCCAGCUGGUGAUGUGCAUCUUUGCCUCCACGGAUAAACGCCGGACUGACGCCAUAGGCUCCCCAGCAUUGUCCAUCGGCCUGUCAGUCACCCUGGGUCACCUGGUUGGGAUCUAUUUUACCGGCUGUUCCAUGAACCCAGCCCGAUCCUUUGCACCUGCUGUUGUAGUGAAAAGAUUCAGCACCGCUCAUUGGGUCUUCUGGUUCGGACCCAUCAUCGGUGCAGUCCUGGCUUCCCUGCUGUACAACUACUUCCUGUUCCCCUAUUCGCUGAACGUGUCCGAGAGGGUAGCCAUUGUGAAAGGCACCUACGAGCCAGAAGAGGAGUGGGAAGAGCAGAAGGAGCAAAGGACGAAGUCCAUGGAGCUGACCUCCCCGCCCUUGGAAAGGGCAAGACAGCAAGUGUAAAGGAGCAAGACUAGGUGGUUUGUUGUAGAGGAUGCUGCUGCUUCUUCAGACGCGCUCAUCUCCUCGCUAGCCUGCUGCGUCUUUACCUCCGUAUAGCCGUAUGCCUGAUCUUUCACAAAAGACCACGAUACAGGCCGGAGACCACAUUUCUCGUGCGUCCAGAGCUCCCAUUAAACCCCAUGGAAGCACGGGGUGCCUGGAGCGAGGGAGGAGAAAGGGAUGGGAUGUGGCCUAAGGGCCAGCAUGGCUGGUUUCGACAGACAGUUACGGCAAAUAUAUUUUUCCCGUGGCGCAUCCUAUGUCCCAAACCUUUAUCCCCCGGGGAAGCUGCUCUUUCCUGCAUUGGCGAUUCCUGUUUAUUCGGUGCAUGAAGGAUAUGAUUUUGGACAUUGUACUUGGAUCUCUGUAACGUAUUGUAUUAUUUAUUGUCAAUAAAAGACACCAAGGGUUAAUCCUGAAA